AGCUGCGAGGCGCGGGAAACGCAGCUGCCCGAGGGCUGCAACAUAUGAUCAACUGUGACUGCAACUUUCAAGCAUUGUCUCUGCAGGAUUUACUGGAUCUACGUCCUCCGUUGUACCAGAGGCGCGCAAGUGUACACAAGAAGGAUGAAUGUGGAGAUCAAGGCACGCCUCUCGGACCGGGACGCCCUGCUGCGCCGUCUGGAGCCCAUGGCCGAGAAGCACACGGUGCUGCGCCAAAAGGACACCUUCUUUCGGGUGGCCCAUGGGAGGCUCAAGCUGCGCCGGAGCACAGUGUGCGGGGAUGGCACUCUGGGAGAGGAGUCGUGCAGCCUGUUUUUUUAUGACCGGCCAGAUGCCCGGGGGCCCAAGCUGAGCCGCUACCAGAGGCUGCCACUGGACGGGGAGCCGGCUGCCCUCACCCUCCAGGACAUGUUGGACCGAAGCCUGGGCACCCUGGGCACGGUGUGUAAGGAGCGCCACCUAUUCCUGGUGGGGUGCACCAGAGUGCACGUGGAUGCCGUGCAGGGACUGGGCGACUUCCUGGAGCUCGAGGUGGUGCUCCGGGAGGGCCAGGACCCCGAGGAGGGCCGGGCCACGGCGGAGGCACUCAUGGCUGUCCUGGGCGUGCAGCCGGACAGCCUGGAGUCUGGCUCUUACCUUGACCUGCUGGCCCUGCAUUGAAGUCUAGAGCGUGCCAGUCCCUCGGUGGCCGAGACCCAAGGUCUCCGCUACGCGAGGGGGAAAGUGAGCGCCAUGCCCGACCGAACGCGGGUCAGCACAUGCUGGAACCUCUUUUAGCGCUGGCGCACGCCCGUCGGGCCGGUGGUUGUAGGUUCGUUGAGCCGCGAUCCUGGCGGUGUCUGACCUAACCUAAUUCUAACCAACGCAAUGCAGCGUCCAUAUUGUAGUCGUUGACGUCAUUGACCAUACUCGAGACCGCGUAAAAAAGUUUGAAAAACUUUAUUGAGUUAGGCUGCAUCGCAGUCUGUAUUUCUCGUCGUUUAGGUGCUCGUCACAAAGGUUGGCUAGGUGAAUUGAUGCGAAACGUGUGACAAUUGAAGGCUGUGUCAGGGAAAGGUCUCGUUGUUGCUGGGCACAAUCACUGGAGUCUACGUCAUAGUCAGUUGCCUCGAUCACGGCCACAUUGUCCACAUCGCCACCGAAAAUCUCUUUAAUUGUUUCAUAAGUUGCCGAUUCAUAGUUUUGCUCCAGGGCUUUUGCCUACGGCAUCUUGCAAGGGAAAAUUUGAGUAGCAAGUUGUGUAUAGAGCCUCGAUUUAAGUAAAAACUGCACAUAAGCGAUUCGGCAAGCAACAAGACGCACGGCGGCAACUGGCUGUCGUUCACUCAAUCGCUUAACGGGCCAACCGCAUGAAAGCGACGGGAGCAAGCGACCGAGGCAAUGAGCAACGUUUUCUAGAAAUCCAAAAACCGAGCGACAGUAAGAAAUUUCCAUCGUUUGUCUCUGACUCUCUUCGCUUGUUGCCGUCACUUAUUGCUUGCUAAAUCGCUUACAUGUGAUCGUCAAAGAAACUUUUUGCCUGCACUCAGAGUGGAUAUAAUUAUUAUUAAAUAUUUUUUCUUGGGAAUGCGUCGCUCUAGCAAGUUGUACAUGUCCUGAAGAAAGACUUUGUCUCCACACUGAUUUUCGAGUAAAUGCAUCAUCGUUUCAAACGGGCUAGCUACAUCCAAUAGUAUGUGCUAAUAAACGUGUUAAGUCCACGCUCCUUUACUCCUGCUACGACGCUCCAAGUUUCAUACUCCGAGCGCAGCAACUAAACAGAGGUUAGCAUACAGGAGCGUUGCACGCCAUAACAACGAGUCGCACGCCAUUUUGGGCCGUAGGGUUAUGAUGCAGGCACAGAGCGUCAUGGAAACGGGCAUCAGAAGCUCGAAAUAUUCCGAAAAUAAAUUAAAGUAGCCCAUACCUGCAUGCAAUGGCGAGCACUCUCCUGCUCCAUCAGUGGUUUGGGACUA
Molecule: messenger RNA, 1976 nt
Organism: Ixodes scapularis (black-legged tick)
Lineage: Eukaryota; Metazoa; Arthropoda; Arachnida; Ixodida; Ixodidae
Exons: 6
Coding region: 145-681 (178 amino acids)
Source: RefSeq, a predicted model, not a curated record